GUUGGUCGCUACGGGAUCGAGGGCUGGUGUGUUGCUAUUGAGUCGACUGUGUGUCGGUUUGACGGAAAUCAUUAGCGUUGUGUCGCGUUUAGUCUCCACGUUACUUAUAUUUUGUAGAUGUACAAAUGAGGAAACUAACUAUCUGAACCAAGGCAUCAGUCGCACGUGUGUUACCCGUGCGGAAGGCUUAUUUUGGCAAGAGCCCAAUAUUGUCAACACUUUUGAGAUUUACAAGGAUUUGCCAUCUUCGGUUUCUUUCGGAUACAAAAAUUGCGGCCCUUAGCUCAAUGAGACAAAUACUGUCGAACAGCUUUCGAUUUUCAGAGCCGGAUGACAUAGCUCGUGCGCAAGUUGUUGAACAUUUGCAACUGUCUUUGGGGAACCAGUCUCAUCGCCAGGGCAACGAGACAUGGGCAUGUGCGUGGGCACCGGAUUACUCGUACUUCGCCUGGUCGUGCGGCAACCGGAUAGUUCAACUCCUGCCCUGGAAUAGGUCCAGGAACUGCAUCAAGGAUGACAAGGAGUGCCACGAGUUGCGGCAAACUCUCACGAUCGACUGUGGAGAAAUUGUGUGGUCAGUUGCGUUUGGGUCCGGGACGUCCAAUGUCAAUGCUCAUGUGUGGACAAGACUUAAACUUGACCACAACCUGAUCCUUGCCACCGGUCUGCAGAGUGGCCGGAUCAAGCUCUGGAACUGUGGCACUGGGCACCUGCUGCUGGAGUUGCUUGACCACAAGGAUGUUGUCCGAGACAUGGACUUCGCCCCCGAUGGCAGCCUCCACCUGGUGUCGGCGUCGCGUGAUGGCACGCUCAAGCUGUGGGAUCUCAACAUGGACGGCAACAUGUACCGCACACUCCGCCCGCAGUGCAAGUGGGUGUAUAGCUGCAGCUGGUCGCCCAAUAAGAAAUUCAUAGCAAGCAGCGGGAACUACAAAUGUGUGGUGCUGUGGGACGUUGAGGACCCCUAUGACAUCAAGGUGCUGCGGAAGCUGGAAGGACACUAUCAUGAUGUCGUGAGCUGUGAGUUCUCCCCCGACAGCGCCCUCCUGGCCACAGCCUCCUACGACACCCGGGUCAUUGUCUGGGACCCCUACACAGGGGACUCACUGCGGGAGUUUGGACAUCUCUUUCCCCCUCCAAGGCCAAUCUAUGCCGGCGGCGCCAAUGACCACUACGUCCGGAGCGUCUCCCUAGCUGGAGACGGAGCUCACAUCGCCUCCGUCUCAGAUGAUGGGUACGUCCGGUUCUGGGAUCUUCACAGCCUCGGAGAUCCCGGCAUGAUCAGCGAGAACUCCAACGCCCUCUGCUGUGCGUACAGCCCCGGCGGAGCAGUGCUGGCAGUGGGGACGCGAAAUGGUGAAGUUACAUUCUACAGAAGUGAGCGGGAUGUAACGAGUUUACUGCAUCUCGCGCGAAUGACAAUCAGAAAACGUCUGCCCACACCAAAGAUAGAUCAUCUUUCCAUCCCGAUUAAGUUGAAGGAGUUUCUCAAAUAUCACGAUGUGUAGAACUCGGCAUUGUGGGAAGACUAGUAUUCUGUGAGGAACCGUCAUGGUGCAAGUCAUGUCACAAUAUCGUGGAGAUAUUUAAAUUAUGGAUUCAUGUUUCAUUCGGAAUAAGGAAUAUCUCAUCCACAUUCAUUUCCGUGAUGACGGUGCUCCUGCUCCUCAAUGACCAACCAUUGGAUGUUCGGGGGAGUCGCUGUUUAGAGAGUAUUUGUUUUCUAAACAGAAAAUUCUUGUUCAUGUUUCAGGAAGUACAAAUAUUGUAUUGACAGCGGUCAUGUGACCAAAAAUUCAUUUCAUUUGGUAUUAUGUCAUGGAUCCACGAAUGGAACACGAUAUUAGGGGUGUAAUGAUACAUAGGUAACGAUACGAUACGUCGUGAUGCACAUAUUCAAGUCAAAUUGUGUGGAAACUUCUUGACUAUAAAUCAAUUUCUAAAGGAAAAGCUAGCUGUAGACACAUGGUCGUAGCUGCUAUUUUUAGGAAUGAAUUUGGAACGCUAAUUACAAUACAUUUCGUGAUAUUUGACUGACAAUAUUGUUGGGGUCAUUAAACGAGUAGGAAGUAAUAUAUUUUAGCAAGUGUAUCGUCUUGUAUCGAUACAGAAGAAAACGUAUUGUGUAUCGUAUCGUCACAUGAAAACUUACGAUGGACCAGUGCACCCAUUUUUAUUUCACGCCUACAGUAUAUGUGUUUCAUUAAUUGUAUUGGAAGAAGCCAGGAUACACAUGGUUGAUCCUAGUGUAGGGUCUGCAAUUGCUCACAAUGAUUAUUUUGUAUGCACUCUGUUGGGCUUGGAUGUGUGAUGAGUCCUUGGAGGUCUACAGCCACCUACACACAACUUGCUCCCACUAGUACCCUUCUACCCUUGCAGAAUCCUAUUGAAAACAUCGCUUAUUUCUUUAAUGGUUUAAAUAAUUUGCUAUACAAUGCAAUAAUAUGAAAAAUAACAACAUUUCUUUAGCUCCAUAAUUUAUUAUUUAUUUGGCCUAAGUUGUUUUGGUGUUCGAUUUGAGGAGGGGGCGGGGGGGGGGGGGGAUAAAUUCUGAUAUUGUUUCUUGUGCAAUGUUUUGUAUAUUUACCUAAUAUAUAGAUGUCUGCACUUUACUGAGAUGACUUUGGGCUUCAUGUAAAAGGAUUGCAAUGGCCAGAGAUUACGUACAGUACUAUAAUCAAUUAUUAUUUAUAAAAGUAAUAAUUGCAUAAAAUUAUUUCUAAGCAAUCAAUUUUUGGCAUCUGUUGCUUGAAUCCAGAAGUUUUAAUAUAUAAAGUGUCUUACCUAAUAUUAGUUCUAAAUACAGUUCUCAAGUGAUGCAGGCAUUGGCUUGGCCCGGUUCAUCUUCCUGAGGCAAGAGCGUCCACUAGCGAUUGCCUAUGCUUUUGUGGAUGAAAUCGCGAAUGUUUUCGGUAUCUGAUCGACUAAGCGACUAAGUUGUCGCCUAUGGUAGUUGCCAUCUUUGUGAAGCUAUAUGAGAUAAGAACAGCGAUCUGAUUGGAUACCACGUUUUAAUUACAAGGGGCACAAUUCUUGAUCUACGCAAGGUGGCGCUAGGGUCAAGCCAAGAAAAGUGGCCUUGAUGGGGCAAGGGUAGAAACUAGGCUUUGAUGUAGGCUAGUGGACAUGCUUGCCUCGGGAAGAUGGGCCUGGUUUUGAUACUCUUAUCCUGAUGAUUUAAUGUAAGUGUAUUCGACGUCAAGGCAGUCAUCGCAUGUUUGUAAACAUAACGGUCCGUCGGUUGCGAGUUCAACUCCAAGGAUGGUCAUGGUCACCUGUCACAGUGGGGAGUUUUGACUGGUGGCAGCGAUAGUAUAAAGAGCUCCGCAAACGGGAUAUCACUGUGAGGAACUUGUUAAUUCUAAUGUUGGUAUGAAGAGGUUUGAUUGGCUGACUAUUGUCAGACCAUAUAAGGGCUCUGUUAUUUUGUUAAAAGCAAUGGAAAGGCAUCCUUACUCUUUCUCAAGGGUAGAUGUGGAUCAAGCAAAGAAAAUGUGCCGUGAUUGUUGAGGAUGGGCCUGUACAACGGAUUCUGUAAAUAUGUUUCACACAGCAAAGCCAAGCACUAGAUGACCACUUCAUAAUAUUUCAGUCAAUUUCUUGCAUUGGUCUAUAUGCUUAUUAAAUAUAAGGUCACUUUCUGUUUAAAAUGCUCAAGUAUAUUUUUAUGAAUAUAAAUUGAUGUUUGCAAUAAGCCAAAGAUUUAUCCGGUUACCAUGGUAACUUGCACACUAAGAUUUAAGCUUCAUCCCACGGGCACCGACCCACCUUCAUUCAUGUCUUACACAUUCAUGUUGCAAUUUGGUAAACAAUAUGAAUGAUAUCUUCCCAUUUUGUAUGUGUAUUAUCUUGUUUAUGCCUUGUACAUUUUGUAAAAACUCAGACACUGAUUUGAAAAAUAUUUUUUUAGGUAACGCCAGAAUGGGGAUAAAUUUAAUUCCCUUUUUUUUGUUUUUUGGAAAAAGGCCACCUUUGGUUAUUUCUUUCAAUAGUAAAUUCAAUUCCAUUGGCUAUUUUUUAAAGUUUAUAUUAGAGAGACAUUUUUUUUAAUGCUUCAUGUUGUGUUCAAUUUUUUUUUUUUUUAAAUUUUGAUGUUUGCCGGUAAUAUCCAACCUAAUCCAAAGGUAUUAUUAUCAUGAUGAUGGUUAUCAUUUCUCCACUGACUUGGUCCUUGGUUAUUGAGACCGUGGACAAUGGUGCCAGCAGUCUGUGUCAGUCAUAUCACGUGUUGCCUUGUACGUGGGAGAGGGUGAAGUGUUCCUGUACUAGCCAAUCAUUGCUGGGAAAUGGCAGUUAUGAAUAUUUUGAAGUUAUUUUACUCCUAUAAUGAGUAUUAUCAUGAUGAUCAUGUGUGUCCAGUAUUUAUAUUCAAAGGCAGGAAUAAAUUAUCAUGUACAUUUAUUUACUAGGUGAUAUUGGUAAUAACUGUGCUGAUAUUGACCGUACAGCUCCACUGAUUAAUCAGCUGGCCAGCGUGUACACCGAAACUACUGGCCAAGAGAGACUUGGGGGUUGGAUACAAACUUCAUAUUGAGAUAAACGAAGAAAGUUCAUCACUAUCAUUUUACUGUCAAAAUUCAGUACAUGUCUAGUGGUGUGUGAUAAUAAGCAGACAUUUCCUGGUUACUUGUGUAAAGAAUAUAAACUAUUGCUUUACUGGUAAAGACUUCCUUCAGUGGUAAGUCAAGUUGGUCCAUCUUCAGCUCAAUUAGACACCAUUACACGAGGGUGGUUCUGGGUGACAAGCUUCCCAAAAAUAAAGAUCUGAUAAAAUAAUGAGAACAAAAUGACAGUUUUGGCUUUGAGUAUAAAGUACAACUAGUUGAAAGAAACCAAUGUUUUUUAAACUUGUACCUAACUAUAAUGCUGAAAUAUGAUCCAAGAAAACAGUUACAUGAACUAUUUUUACAAUUUUGUUUCAUCUUGAUAUUUCUCUAAUUUAUUUAAUUAAACUUAAGCUGCUUAACAAAAUAUAUGAAAUAACUUUGCCUUGAAAUGUAUGCAUUGCCUGUACAAAUGCUCAUGCUACAAAGUGGUUCAUACAGUUGCACUUGUAUGUUUGUAUCAUCAGGCUGUAGUUUGUCAUGUAGUAAUGUGUGGGGAGACUGGGGCAGAGAUUAAAUUAUGGAGACAUUUAGACGGGGGGAACAAGGGACAUGUCGAUCUUAUAAACAUAGGAGACAGACUUUCUUUGGUGCAGAUUUGGAAUAGAUUUGAUACCUUUAUUUGGAAUAUGUUAUCUUAGAUUUGAAACCUUUAUUGUGGAAAUGUUAUCUUAGAUUUGAAACCUUUAUUUGGAAUAUGUUAUCUUAGAUUUGAUACCUUUAUUUGGAAUAUGUUAUCUUAGAUUUGAAACCUUUAUUUGGAAUGGAACACAUUAGCAAUUAUACCAUUUAUUGUCAACCUAAGAAUGUAUAAUAUUUGAAAAAGCUAGUUGUCUCAUUUCUUCAAGAACACUCGUCAAAUUGCAUUUAUUAAUAAGGUAAGCAGAGUUUCCCUGAUUUUUCUCCUUUCAUGCAAAUUUGCCUUAAUCCAAACUCUAGGGUAUGGAGGUUGUAUGGGAAAUGUAGUGAUAUUUUCAACAGGCAGUUUACAUUUUCAGGAUAUUACUACACUAUGGAAAGUAAUUCCUCCAUCCUCCCCACGACAGGGGGAUAAAUGUACUUAUACCAAAACGUUCUGGAUCUGUUUGAAUAAUUAAAUCAUUUUGUCUAUGAAUCAUUAUUGUUUCAACAUUCAGUAAGUCAUGUGUCACUCCCAAUAUGGUGGUUCUGCAUGGCCUCCGUGAAAUGGACUCCAUGUUAAUCCUUCAUUCAAAAUCAUUAUCUAUGACCUGCCUGCAAUACAUGGAGACUGUGCAUGACUCUGGACUGAUAGAUGUGCUAUAUGUAGGUGAAGAGCUUAUCAGAUGUUUUGACUCUGUUUUUCUGGGUCAUUGGACCUCUAGAACAAUAAACAACCCCUCAAAUUGGUUCAAGUACGCUUUCCUACUAUCAAGGAGGGAAUAUGGGUUGACGUUAUCUAUUCUACUUCCAGGGUGCAUUGUGUAAUUUUAUAGCCCAGAACAGGUAUAUUUAAUAGUAGAUUCACAAAUACUGUACUACUUUGAUAACAAUGCUACUGAAAUACACAGGGUGGCCUCGUGGCUAAAGUGUUUGCCUCUCAUGACCGACACAUGGUUUGAAUCCUGCAUAGUACAAUACCUGCUGUCACCAUUGUAAACUGAAACUGUUCAAAUGAUAAUGGGAUUAAACAUGGUGUCUAUUUCUCAGUUCUGAAGCUAAGUUGGAACUUAUGUUUAUUAGAUCGGCAAGAGUUGUGUUUCUGUGCUCACAGAUUAAUCAAGAAAUUAAUGGAAAUAACAAACAACCCACACGCCUACAGAGAAACUCACAAAUCUUAAAUGUUGUAUCUGAUUGAUGGAUUAUGAAAACAGUUCAGGCACCCUGCUUAAGCGGCCUUUGUUAACUUCAAAGUAAAAAAUAAUAGUCGAAGCAUAUUGUGAAAGUAUUUGUAUACUUAUUUAUAUGGUUUUGAAAUAAGAACAAAGCUUGUUCAUUUAGGUAUUUCCCUCAGUGUUCAAAGUAGAGAUUAUCUGUAUAAGCCAUGUGAGUUUUGUAUUGCAUUUAUAAGAUAUUAGGAAUACAAAUUGUUCGGUACAGGCCUAUGGUGAGAGUAAAACACAUUUAUUUCC
Molecule: messenger RNA, 6694 nt
Organism: Haliotis rufescens (red abalone)
Lineage: Eukaryota; Metazoa; Mollusca; Gastropoda; Lepetellida; Haliotidae
Product: WD repeat and SOCS box-containing protein 1-like
Exons: 8
Coding region: 288-1508 (406 amino acids)
Biological process (GO): intracellular signal transduction
Molecular function (GO): protein binding
Source: RefSeq, a predicted model, not a curated record